UGCCGACCUGUCGGGAAAGUGAGAGCAUUGAAACGUCGACUGUCAAGAACGAGGGACGCUCCGGCCAAGAAAUGGGCUUCUCGUCGAUAUCAGCUGACUUCGGUCUCCUUUUCCUGCUCCUGGCGGUCCUUCUCUAUGCACGAGGGGCUCAAACUGCGGAAUUGUGCCCAGCCGAAAAUUGCAUCCCUGAGGAACAGUGCGAAGAGCCGGUGUUUUCUACAACCUGCGCUGGUCAACAAGAAACUUGCUGUAGCGUGGUGAAAUCAGCAUUCCGCACAAAAUGUCGCCAUCACGGAGGAAUCUGCAUGGAAAGAUGCGGCGAGUCUCUGCGACGAAUAGUGACGGAUUGUCCAGCUAAUGAAGUUUGUUGUGUGCUGGUGUAAUCAGACAUAGACGCAUCCAAGUGCAUCAAGAAAUUAUCACCUCCCGCGUGAAAUAACAUCCCAGUUUCCGGAGACGUGAUCAAGUUUCCGCAAUAAUCGCACCAUACCGCGAAAUCGUAAAAACAAAAUCCAUAGACACGCCACCACAUGAAGAACCCAACACGACUCAAUGCAAUUAGUCAUGCCCUUGUUUAUUAUCUCGUCAUCGCGGUAAAAGUGUAAUUUUCCUACAGAUACCGCGUUUUCGUAUCGCAAUUGUCCUUGGAGAAUUUCCGCGAACAAUAAAAACGGGGCAGUGACAUUCGUUUAAGUUUGGAUUAAUUAUAUUUUACAAUUGUCGAAUUGUAUCUGAAAUUCGAAUCGUUAUUUGAGGAAGUGAUUGCCAAAAUGUGGGAUUUUCCAGCGAGGCGAGGAGAAGGUACGGAGGGCCAUUGAAAUGCCAGGAGCGUCCAGUCGAUCUCCGGUCUUUCGUCCUUUUAUUUCCCGGAGGUUCUCUUAGUACGUGUUAUGCUAGUUAGGUACACAUCAAUUCUGGCCGAUGCACCGUCUAUUAUUAUUUCAAGUCACAAAGAAAGCUGCCGAUAGAGUUUGCCGAUCACGUCCUGCUAAACAAUCCGCCGAGGUCUGUUUGGUACCACUCCUCUUCCUCUUCGGGUCCUUCACCUCGGCCCCGUUGAGACAACAUCCCCUCGAUUCCGCCAUUGUAAAAUAAAUCCCGCGAUGUACAAUCAAAAAGAUGAAAAAAACGA
Molecule: messenger RNA, 1132 nt
Organism: Orussus abietinus
Lineage: Eukaryota; Metazoa; Arthropoda; Insecta; Hymenoptera; Orussidae
Exons: 3
Coding region: 72-383 (103 amino acids)
Source: RefSeq, a predicted model, not a curated record